AGAAGAGACAGAGUGGAAGAGAAUUUCAGCUCUAAGAAGGGACUGAAGGAAGGCUUCAGUGGGAAACUAAGAAGGAGGUGACCCAGAACAGCUGAGGCAUGGAGAGAUGGCUGAACCAAUCAUCUACAGACGACUUCAUCCUCUUGGGCAUCUUCUCCCACAGUCCAGCUGAUCUUGUUCUUUUCUCUGUGGUCAUGAUAGUCUUCACAGUAGCCCUUUGUGGGAACGUUCUCCUCGUCCUCCUCAUCUACACUGACCCUCGACUUCAUACCCCCAUGUACUUCUUCCUCAGCCAGCUCUCCCUCAUGGACCUCAUGUUGGUCUGCACCAAUGUGCCAAAAAUGGCAGUCAACUUCCUGUCUGGCACGAAGUCCAUCUCCUUUGCGGGUUGUGUUAUACAAAUGGGCCUCUUUCUCACUCUUGUAGGGUCUGAGGGGCUCUUGCUGGGACUCAUGGCUUAUGAUCGCUAUGUGGCCAUCAGCCACCCACUUCACUAUCCAGUCCUCAUGAAUCAGAAAGUCUGUCUUCAGAUUGUUGGGAGCUCCUGGGCCUUUGGGACAAUAGAUGGCCUGGUGCAGAUGGUGGUGAUAAUUAACUUCCCCUACUGUGGCUUGAGGGAGGUGAACCAUUUCUUCUGUGAGAUGCUUUCCUUGUUGAGGCUGGCCUGUGUGGACACAUCCCUGUUUGAGAAGGUGGUAUAUGUUUGCUGUGUAUUCAUGUUGCUCUUUCCUUUCUCUAUCAUCAUUGCGUCCUAUGCUCAUAUCUUAGUGGCUAUAGUCCAUGUGCGCUCUGCUCAGUCCAGGAAAAAGGCUCUGGCCACCUGUUCUUCCCACCUGACAGCUGUCUCCUUCUUCUAUGGGGCAGCCAUGUUCAUCUACCUGAGGCCAAGGAAAUAUCGGACCCCUAGCCAUGAUAAAGUGGUGUCUAUCUUCUACACGGUCCUCACGCCUAUGCUCAACCCCCUCAUUUAUAGCCUGAGGAACAGGGAGGUGAUGGGGGCACUGAGGAAGGGGCUGGACCACUGCAGGGUUGGCAGCCUGCACUGAGUAUUGGGGCCUGACUCCGCCUUAUCUUGUUUGUGUGAUAACAGGUAAAUAAUCUCCUCUUUGUGACACUUGGUUUAAUAAUUAACAAUGAGUGUAAUGACACCUGCUGUCUUUGAAAGGCCUUUCUUUAUAAACCCUAAAACAGCGCUAACUGUAUCACUAUUGAA
Molecule: messenger RNA, 1213 nt
Organism: Nannospalax galili (Upper Galilee mountains blind mole rat)
Lineage: Eukaryota; Metazoa; Chordata; Mammalia; Rodentia; Spalacidae
Product: olfactory receptor 2V2-like
Exons: 2
Coding region: 99-1046 (315 amino acids)
Biological process (GO): G protein-coupled receptor signaling pathway
Cellular component (GO): membrane
Molecular function (GO): G protein-coupled receptor activity; olfactory receptor activity
Source: RefSeq, a predicted model, not a curated record